GAGCAAUCGAAAUAUAGUAAACAUUUCAUUUGUGAAUUUAGUUGCAGUGGGCCAAAAAAUGACCAACGCAAGCGAGACGGUGCCAAAAGACACAAUAAGUGACACUUUAGCAAAUAGCAGCGUUAUCUUUCGCCGAAAUCGAGCACUUGGUUAUGUUAGCAACAGCGUUCCAGCCGCCAUCAGAUAUGUCCGCCGACGUAAAGAUACUUUGAUUACCACCUGCAUUGGACGUUCCUUUCAAGUGUACACCUCCAGCCACUUUCGCUUGUUGCAUGUGGGACCUGUUCAUCCCGAUGAAAUAACAGCACUAGCUAUGGACCGCGCGCAUACAUUCACUGCCAGCAAUCGUUGCAUUUACGCAUGGCGCGCUGGUAAACAUCAGCGACACGUGUAUCGGGGUCAUACACGUAACGUACAUUUACUACUACCCUUCGGCGCUCACUUGAUAUCUGUGGAUGAGGCAAAUGUGUUGCGUGUUUGGGACAUAGCCAAAGAGGAGGUCUAUUUAGAACUGCAGUUUAAUCCCGAAGAAUUUUUAAUCUCUGCAAUAACUCAUCCUCCUGCUUACCUAAACAAAAUUGUAUUGGGCUCAAAGCAAGGUAUGCUUAAAAUAUGGAAUAUUAAAGAGAAUCGUUUGGUGUACACUUUUGCUGGCUUUGGUAGCAAAGUGACUUGUAUUCAGCCGUCACCGGCGCUAGAUGUAGUGGCCGUAGGUCACCAGGAUGGUACCAUUGUGUUGCUUAAUCUUAAAUUUGACGAAGUGCUUAUGAAAUUUAAGCAAGAUUGGGGACAGGUGUCGCAAAUUUCCUUCAGAACUGACGGGCCGCCGAUAAUGAUAACCGCAUGCUCCAACGGUCAUAUGGCCCUUUGGAAUCUUGAGGAUCGUAAGAUUGCAGGUCAAUUGCAGGCACAUGAAGAUUUAGUUAGCACCGCAAUAUGCUUCCAUAACGAACCUUUACUUUUUACCACUUCACCGGAUAAUUCAAUGAAAUUGUGGAUAUUCGACAUGCCCGACAAUGGAGCAAGAUUGCUACGAAUUAGGGAAGGUCAUACUGGGCCGCCAUUGUGUAUCCGUUUUCAUGGUAGUAAUGGCACUUCGAUACUCUCUGCCGGAGAAGACAGUGCUCUACGUGUAUUCAGCACCAUAUCUGAGUCAUUAAAUAAGAGUAUGGGCAAGGCGAGUUAUAAUAGAAAGCAAUCUAAAAAGCGAAACCGAUUCGAUGGAGACGCUUUACGUAUGCCUCCAAUUAUUGAGUUUACAAGCGAGACGACAAGAGAGCGUGAAUGGGAUAACAUUGCAGCUAUUCACGAGGGUAUUAUACAAACUACCACCUGGUCAUUCCACAAAAAUCGUAUGGGAGAACAUCGCUUGAUACCCCGAAAAUUCCAAAACAAGGAAAGAGUUGACUACGAAACUAUUACAACGUCCGUAACCUUAACACACUGUUGCAACUUUGCGAUCAUUGGAUACUCUAGCGGAGAUGUGGAACGUUUUAACAUUCAGAGUGGGCUCCAUCGUGCUAGUUAUGGCUCGCCAGCACAUAAAACAGCGGUUCGUGGUGUAGUGUCUGAUAUAUUAAAUCAGUUUGUUAUCUCUGGAUGUGGUGAAGGUCUACUAAAAUUCUGGCCAUUCAAAGAAAAAGUAACCAACCAUAUCAAGUGCCUUAAAUUUACAGACGGAAUUUCUCUGAUGCGUAUACACCGUGAAAGCGCAAUGCUCGCUGUUGCAUUAGUGAACUUCACUGUACACAUCAUAGAUGUGGAUACACGCGUGGUGGUGCGUAAAUUCGAAGGACAUAUCGCCAAACUGAACGAUAUGGUAUUCAGUCCAGAUAGUCGCUGGCUUAUUACCGCAAGCAUGGAUUCCACCAUUAAAGUGUGGGAUAUACCAUCCUCAUACAUGAUAGAUCACUUCAAAGUAGAUAGGCCGUGUAUAUCGCUUAGCAUGUCCCCGAACGGUGAUUUUCUGGCAACUGCACACGUAAAUCAUUUGGGAAUAUAUUUAUGGGCUAAUAAGAUGCUCUUCAACCAGAUCACAUUGCGUUCCAAAAAUCCUUAUAGUGUAGCUCCAUACGUUGGUUUGCCAAUCAGCGCCAGUGAUGAGAUGGAUGUAGCAGAUCUUAUGGAAAAUGCUAAACUAAACGAAGCUGACGACGAUAUGAGUGACAGCGAAGUAGGCCCCGAUAUUAAUGCAACUUAUGAUUCACCUUCACAACUUGAUGGUGAUUUAAUCACUCUUUCCGGAGUUGCCGCGUCACGUUGGCAAAAUCUUCUGGACUUGGAAAUUAUAAAGAAACGUAAUAAGCCAAAAGCUCCACCGAAAACACCAAAACAAGCGCCAUUUUUCCUGCCUACAGUAGCAGGCUUAGAGGUGAAAUUCGAUACUAGCCAAGCAGCUGAAGCUAUGGAAGAGACUGAUGGUUCUCGCUUGCUGCAACCAGGUGCUGGCGGGCUCAGCACACUAACAUACUUCGGCAAAAUGCUUCACGGUGCAGGGGAUAGUAAAAAUUAUAGCAAUUGUAUUGAUCAUCUUAAACAACUUGGGCCAUCCAUGAUUGAUUUCGAAAUCAAAUCAUUGCAUCCAACUAGCGGUGGUUCCUAUCGUAUUAUGGUCGCAUUUUUAAGUACUAUUGAACAAAUGUUUGGAACACGCAUUAACUUUGAGUUGGCACAAGCGUAUCUGAGUGUUUUUCUACGUGUUUAUGGCAUCGAUUUAUUGGACUCCGUUGAAGUUAUUCAAGCCUUGGAACGGGUUUCUAAAGCACAAGAGAAUAGUUGGAAGGUAGUGGAAGAUAAGCUGCUAUUUGGUUUGGGCGUGGUGACUGCAUUAAGAAACUUCGUGUAGACAUUAUACGUACAUACAUAUAUUUAGGAAAAUGUAUUGAUGUACAAUACAUAUAUUGCAGAGUUAAAUUGUACGAAAAAAAUGUAGCGGACUUUAUAUUCAGUUGUUUUAAAAUAUUAAAUAUACAGGUAGGUUCUGCAAUUCACUCCCGAGUGAAUUUCAUAAAAUGCGCUUUGAGUUCAAAUUGGCUGGGGUCGAAAAUCACUCGGAAGUGAAUUGCAGAAACUGUUUGAUAAACUUUUUAAAAUA
Rhagoletis zephyria (snowberry fruit fly) is the source of this 3094-nucleotide messenger RNA. RefSeq names its product WD repeat-containing protein 36. Gene Ontology annotation, molecular function: protein binding. Gene Ontology annotation, cellular component: Pwp2p-containing subcomplex of 90S preribosome; small-subunit processome. NCBI's taxonomy places the organism in Eukaryota, Metazoa, Arthropoda, Insecta, Diptera, Tephritidae. The record is from RefSeq and is a predicted model, not a curated record. Gene Ontology annotation, biological process: rRNA processing.